Molecule: messenger RNA, 474 nt
Organism: Letharia columbiana
Lineage: Eukaryota; Fungi; Ascomycota; Lecanoromycetes; Lecanorales; Parmeliaceae
Exons: 2
Coding region: 1-474 (157 amino acids)
Source: RefSeq, a predicted model, not a curated record
AUGUCGGCAUCGACGCAUGGUGUAAUGCGAAGUGUCUACAAGUACUUUUUCCUCUACAUCGAACCCCUCUCCACCAUCCUCGGCGCCUACUACUCUUCCUUGCAACAGCAAACCUAUCUUGACCUCACUCAUGCGACUUCAAGCCCCCAAAACGGCAUACCCGUCUCAACCCAAAUUGUUCUCAUGCAAUUGUCGAACCUGUAUCUCUGUUUUGCCAUUAAUGAAGCUCUCGUCCUACGCGCAUCAUCCGAUUUGAAGGUCUGGCGGACUCUACUUUUCUGCUUGCUUGUCGCAGACUUCGGUCAUCUCUACAGCGUCCAUGCUGUGGGAUGGCACAUCUACUGGAACGUGCUCCGGUGGAACGCCAUUGACUGGGGCAACGUCGCUUUCGUGUAUGUUGGAGCUACGAUGCGCAUCUGUUUUCUGUCCGGCUUGGGGGUAGCGACAUCAAAACACACCUUUACACCCAUCUAA